Didymodactylos carnosus is the source of this 1440-nucleotide messenger RNA. The record is from the annotation of a GenBank genome assembly. Lineage: Eukaryota; Metazoa; Rotifera; Eurotatoria; Philodinida; Philodinidae.
AUGCAAGUGCCCAUGAAGGAUGCGAAUAGAAAACAAGAUGAUGGUACGUGUGUAAGAUGUCGGAUAAAAUCAAAGUUUCUUAGUCGUGCUAAUAGAGAACCAUGUAUAUAUUGUUCAAAAAAAUAUUGUCAGAAAUGUUGGAUAGAAAUACAAAGUGGUGAUGAAUAUAGAGCAUUGACAAAGUUGCUGCCAAAACCGCAUGAAAGAAUAUGUCUUCAAUGUGUCGAAACAACUUUAGCUCAUAAAAAGGCAGUGCUUGUUGAUGAGGCGUUGGGCAGCUUCUUAGGAGGACAUAAUAUCAUUGACGAAGAAUUUCAACUGGCUUUGGCAAUAUCAAGAAGCGAAGCGGAAGAGCGUGAGCGUACAACAGAAAAUCAAAAGAGAAAAUAUAAUGAAUUAAAGAUAAAACCAACAGGACAAAAGAUGACAACAUCUCCAUUCAAAGGAACACCCAUGACAAUUCAAAUUAAAGAAUCAAAUCAAGAAUACAGUAUACCACACCCGUCUCACCGAUUACAGCGACAAGUUCAGACCGUAUAUCAAUCUGUAGCAUAUCCGACAUCUUCAACUAUACAUCUUUUGGAUGAAAAAGCAAAUUUAACUAUAGAUAUAUUGUUGAAAAAGACAUCAGAAGCAAUAUCUAGUUUCGUGAAUCGAGCUAAAACAUUGCAAACAUGUGCAACAGAUCUUGAACAGGCUAAAAGUCAAAUAGAAUAUCAACGACAUAAUUUGGAAACGUUACAAGAAAAAUUGACAGCUUUACGUGAUGCUCGUGAGGCUUUAAAUGCGUUACGUCUAGAACAUUUUCAAAGGAGAAAACACAACGAAGAACGAUUAGAGCAACACAGACGAGUUCAACUGAUGCAGAAGGUGGCAGAUAUUCGUCAGUAUAAAAAUGAAUAUAUAAGUCAUAUUCAACACUCUUAUAUGCAAAAACUUUUACAAGAAGAGCAAGAUAUGCAAGUAAGAGUGAGACGGCAACAACAAUUACCGUUUCAUCUAACAGUUGAACAGCAACCUCAAAUGUAUCCACAAAACUAUUCCAAUCAUUCAUCUCCACAACAAAAUCUAGAUAAUAAUCAAAAUCUAGUACAAAAACAGAAUGAUACGGUGAGAAUAUCAAGACAACAAAAUAAUCCAUAUUCUUUUCAUAAUCAACGAGAGCCAUUUUAUAAUAAUAACAUAUCAAUGCUUGACUCUCGUCCAUCACUAUCCCGUGUGAAUCCAAACGAUUGUGAAAACUCAUCUUCGUCUCUAUCGCAUAUUUCUCCAGAAUUAAAUGUUAUGCAAAAUAUUUUUUCGCCACGCAACAGUAUUGAACGUUUGAUUAGAAACGAACCUCGAAAAUCUAAUAUGAUAAAAUCGACUGUGGAAUCUAUUGUAUUAAAAGAAAGUCAGUUAAAUCUAAGACAAGAUUCUUGGAAAGAAAAAGAUGAAUAG